Molecule: messenger RNA, 480 nt
Organism: Striga hermonthica
Lineage: Eukaryota; Viridiplantae; Streptophyta; Magnoliopsida; Lamiales; Orobanchaceae
Source: the annotation of a GenBank genome assembly
AUGGCUUUCAGAGCUGCUGCUUACUGGAAAACUAUGGCUAAAAGGUUACGUGGAAGCUCGAAUUUUCCAAUUUCUCGUGAGCUGAAACCAUUUUCCACCAUCGCCCAUCCUUUUCUUCACGGACGAAUUAAAUCCAAGUUGCCAAGUAAAGGCGAUUUUGUUCCGGUGAGCGUUGCGUUGGGGAUGGUAACAGUGUCCAUGUCAUUCGGGGUUUACACGGCCCUGCACCAAUUGGGCCGGGCCCCGAACGUGUUUGUGAAGAAAUCUAGGCGGGAAACAAUCCCGGAGGUAGUGGAACCCGAUCGCACGGCUGAGGAGGCCGAGAAAUUUGUGAAGCAGUCUUUUUUCAGAAAGGUGGCCCACGUCAAGGACUCGAGUCGCCAGGAUGUCGUGCCCAACCCAAUUCGCGGCAACAUUUUCACAAGGCCUUUACACGUUGAGACAUUGAAAGACAUUGGGGUAGAUCCUAAGGCCAUCUAA